Nakaseomyces glabratus is the source of this 735-nucleotide messenger RNA. RefSeq names its product Sop4p (gene SOP4). NCBI's taxonomy places the organism in Eukaryota, Fungi, Ascomycota, Saccharomycetes, Saccharomycetales, Saccharomycetaceae. The record is from RefSeq and is a predicted model, not a curated record.
AUGUGGAAAAGUGUGAUAUAUUUGUUUGUGCUACUUCUAGGUGUAAUCAGAGCCGAAGACGUGAAAGACUUGAGGAACAACGAGGUCUCUAUAAAAGGGCGUCUGGAAUUAAGUGAGAUCGAUAUUAGUGCUUAUAUGAUUCCUAGGUGCAGCUUUAGGCUAUACCAAAUAGGAAAUUACUCUGCGGACAAGCCAUUCCAUCAGAUCACUAGAAUAAAGGAUAAAAACGGGACUUUUGAAUUUAAUCAUGUACCCAUAAAUCAUGGCGUCAAUGAAAGUACCUAUUUCGUUAUGACUCCAAGCUCUAGAGAUUUCAACCUCCUUCCACAAAGGGUUCUGGUGGAAGUGACAAAUAUUUUCAAUGAGACUACUGGAAAGGUCGAACAGCAAUUGAAGGCAUUUAGAAACUAUUUUGGUAGAGAAUAUUUCCCCUCCAAAGAUAUUCACUUCCCUGACAAGUUAGAAGAGAUGGAUGCUUUACCUUACAUAUCCAUAAAGAUGUCUAAGAUGCUUCCAUUCAGAGAUUAUUUGCAACAAAGAAAUGUAGGAUUAUUGCAGAGUGGUCCAUUGGCAGGAAUUUUGAAUUCUAAGUGGAAAAUAGCCGCAGUCAUUACUCUCUUGGCUCUGAUGACAUUCCCAUAUUUAGUUGAAAAGCUUGAUCCAGAAACAGCAAGAGCUAUGAAAGAAGAAGCAAGAAAAAAGCAAAGAGAGAAGUAUGUGGUAAAGGAGGAAUAA